This is a messenger RNA of Limulus polyphemus (Atlantic horseshoe crab), 2214 nucleotides long. RefSeq names its product calpain-7-like. Gene Ontology annotation, biological process: proteolysis. Gene Ontology annotation, molecular function: calcium-dependent cysteine-type endopeptidase activity. The record is from RefSeq and is a predicted model, not a curated record. The coding region runs from base 364 to 834 and encodes 156 amino acids. Lineage: Eukaryota; Metazoa; Arthropoda; Merostomata; Xiphosura; Limulidae. The transcript has 7 exons.
AGUGUUAACCCUAUUAAAAUUCUAACAUUAUAUACUAGAACUUGGAAAGCGGGAGCAGGCCCAGUUAAAGACUUGUACAACAUAGGAGAAAAUCCACAGUAUAGCCUCGAGACUAAAGGUGUUGGAUGUGCUGUGUGGAUCCUGUUGACAAGACACAUUACCGAUCGAGAUGAUUUUGCAGACAACAAGGAAUACAUCACUGUCUUGGUGUAUAAGAAUGAAGGAAACAAGGUGUACUACCCAUAUGACCCCGCUCCCUUCAUAGAUGGAGUUAGAAUCAACAGUCCCCAUUGCCUGUGUAAGCUAGUUAUCCCACCAGCAGGACCCACUCGCUACACUCUGGUAGUGUCCCAGUAUGAAAAAAUGAAUACGAUACAUUACACCCUUCGGGCCUACUCAUCACUUCCGUUCCUGCUAAAUAAAAUCUCUAAUCCUUUCAAGUUUAAACAGGAGAUAAAGAAUGGUGAGUGGACAGAAGCUACUGCAGGAGGAUGUGGAAACCACCCUCUUACGUACCAGAUUAAUCCUGUAUAUCAGAUUUCUCUACAGUCUGCUUCUGAUGAAAACCAACUCCUCGUAGAUCUGAAGGGUCCAAAGCAGUAUGCUGUAGGGUUUGACGUAGUAACUGUGAGUGUCAACAACACCAAUGCCUCUGGAUAUUUCUCUAAAAAGUCAUCAGGAGCUUUUAGGUCAGGGUUCAGCAUUAUGGAGCUACUGGACGUUCCAUGUGGGGUAUAUAAUAUCAUACCUUGCACUUUUCAUCCUGGACAGAAGGGACCUUUUUUUCUGACUGUUCAGGCUUCCUGCCAGAUUAAGAUAUCUCGUUUGAGGUAACCCUUACUCAAGACAUUACCCAAACUUGUACAGAUCUUCUGCUUUAGUUACCAGGAAUACUGAGUUUUAAAUUUGUUACCAUGAUAUAAUGAGUGUUUUACACAAAUCAACAUAGUACAUUAUUACACCAUUUAGAUGACUCUGAACUGGUGCUGAUUCUGAACUCCUUCGCAGUUAAUUCAGACUUGGAGAGAGGCUUUAUGGAUGAAUAUAAUGUAGCAUUGAUAUCCCAUAUGGACAUGUAAUGUGGCAUGAUAUCACAGACAGGUAUAUAAUGUGGACAACAUCCUAAUUUAGUGUGUAUACUGGGAAGAUACCCCAUUUGGGAGUAUAACAUGGUGUUCACUAGGGGGUGAAAUUCUUGCUGGUUAUAUAGCAUAUUAUGACACACAAGUUGUGUGUCAAAUUGUGUGUCAUAUAACAUGAAAUAGCACAUCUGUUAAUUACAUAAUUAGAUUUAAUAAAACCUUUUCCGUAGAGUUAUAAAAUCGUUGAUAAAAGUUUCCAAAAUACAGUUCUUGGUACAUGUGUUGUUCAAACUGUAUGAAUGAUAACAGAAAUAUUAUCACAGUUUUUACAUAAGUAACAAAACUCUUAAAACAAUUCUGUGUAUGUCAUAAAAUAUCACGAUAAGAGAAUUUAUUCAGUUGUUAUUAUUUAUAGUAGAAACAAAAGUGUAUAUAUUUAAUAACUCCUCACAAAAUUAUAAAAGGAAUUGUUAUGUAUUAAGGCUUAACACUUCAGCUUUAAGAUAAUCUGAUUAUUCUUCUACCAUCAUCAAAUCAUGAAUUGUGGCAAAAUAACAAACAUGAAGACCAGCCUGUCAUUCAAUUUACCAGUUUAAACUUGAAUAAUUAGAAAGGUUUUGGGGAACUCCAUUCCUCAUCAGUAACCCUCGGGGCAUGUUGAAAACAAAAAGAAGACUGGAUGGAAAACUCGGACAUUUUCGCAUGUGAUUUCCGCCUUAGACACAAAUCAUUCAUUAAACUUGGAAAGAUGAAAAUACAUUUGAGAGUCACGUAGUUGUAAUUUUCUUUAAACAUUGUUCAUUUCCACACCUAGCUUUGUGUAGUAUAUCUUGUUGCCAUGGUAACUGAACUACUGAAUGUAGUAGUUGAUAAAGCCUAUAAUUUACCCUACUAUUAUGUUUUGGGUCCAUUUAACCCGACAGGGUUUUCCAUAACGUUAUAUCUUUGAGGUUAAUUUCUAAUAUCUAACACAAAAGAGUAAAAGCUAUGAAAAAGAAAAUUCUUUUUUACUUCAGGACUGUUUCCUUUUGUUUGAAGUUUCAUCCGGACCAAAACAUAAGAGGAUUGGAAAAGAUAUGUACACACACAUGUAUACAUUACUGUGAUUGUUAUUGAUGAAACCUAGUCGAAU